This is a messenger RNA of Talaromyces amestolkiae, 894 nucleotides long. RefSeq lists its product as uncharacterized. NCBI's taxonomy places the organism in Eukaryota, Fungi, Ascomycota, Eurotiomycetes, Eurotiales, Trichocomaceae. The transcript has 2 exons. The record is from RefSeq and is a predicted model, not a curated record. Gene Ontology annotation, cellular component: cytoskeleton. The coding region runs from base 1 to 894 and encodes 297 amino acids. Gene Ontology annotation, molecular function: actin filament binding.
AUGGCUCCGUCUUUAACCCCAGACAUUGUGCCCGUUCCGGCGCCGACAAAGUCAGUCGACGCCAGCAACAGAACCAACAAGCCGGCUCAAUUACAGGUACUCGGAAAAACAAAGGAUGGCCGAAACUUGAAGAUCAGAAGUUACCCAAAAUUUGAAAACCUGGAGGACGAACGACUGUACCGCAAGCAGCAUUUGGCUGCUGCGUUCCGUGUCUUCGCAGACCGUGGAUUUGAUGAGGGUGUUGCCGGGCAUAUCUCAGUUCGCGACCCUAUUCUCACUGAUCAUUUCUGGAUCAACCCCCUCUCAGCCCAUUUUUCGCUAAUCAAAGUGUCCGAUCUAAUCUUAGUGGACGAGGACGGACUGGUAGUCGAGGGAGAUGAGCCUAUCAACGCCCCAGCAUUUGCUAUUCAUUCCGAAAUUCACAAAGCCCGUCCCGAUGUGCAUGCCGCCUGUCAUGCCCACAGUGUCGCCGGCAAGGCAUUUUCUUGCUUUGGUAGGGAGCUGGACAUGAUCACACAAGACGCUCUACGUUUCUAUAAGAGCCAUGGUGUUUACAGAGACUUCAAGGGUGUUGUUUUGGAUAGCGAGGAAGGCAAGCGUAUCGUCAAGGCCUUGGGAAAUGGAAAGGCCGCUAUUCUUCAGAACCAUGGUCUGCUUACUGUCGGUGGAAGUGUUGACGAAGCGGCAUUUUGGUUUAUCAGUCUUGAUAAGACUUGCCAUGCUCAGCUUCUGGCCGAUGCCGCGUCAGCAGCCGGUUACAAGAAGAUAAUCAUCGAUGAAAAAGAGGCAGAAUAUGCAGCACAACAGGUUGGAGGACCAGAGAAAGGAUGGUUGGCAUUCCAGCCUUACUAUGACGAACAACUAGCCAAGACCAAGGGUGAAUUCCUCCUGUAG